AUGUCGGAAUCCGUACAUAGCAUUAAAUUGCCCGCCCCGCGCGAGGUGACUCCCCUCAUUCGUACUGCCCGUUGGAGUCUACUGGCAUUGGGAAUCGUUUAUGGUGCCAUCCGUCUAAAGUACUUGAAGUCCCGGGAAGUCAACAUACAAAAGAGGAACAAGAUUAUCAUUGAAAAACGGGCAAAAGAAUACAAAGAAUGGUUCGCCGAACAAGCCGAAAAGUCCGCUCAACAACUGGCCCGUGAAGCUGGAGUUUUACCAAAAUCCUGA
Messenger RNA from Echinostoma caproni, 270 nucleotides. The record is from the annotation of a GenBank genome assembly. Lineage: Eukaryota; Metazoa; Platyhelminthes; Trematoda; Plagiorchiida; Echinostomatidae.